This is a messenger RNA of Eurypyga helias (sunbittern), 1675 nucleotides long. It is a transcript of the gene PRTG, whose product is annotated as protogenin. Gene Ontology annotation, biological process: cell-cell adhesion; axon guidance. The annotation marks the transcript as partial. Gene Ontology annotation, cellular component: axon; plasma membrane. Gene Ontology annotation, molecular function: protein binding. The transcript is spliced from 9 exons. Lineage: Eukaryota; Metazoa; Chordata; Aves; Eurypygiformes; Eurypygidae. The record is from RefSeq and is a predicted model, not a curated record.
UCCUUUAAAUUCGAUGUUCUCUUAUUUUCAGCCAUUUCUGCAUUUGAAGUCCAGCCACUUUCAACUGAGGUCCAAGAAGGUGGAGUAGCUCGGUUUGCCUGUAAAAUAACAGCAAACCCCCCUGCCACUGUGACAUGGGAAGUGAAUCGAACAACUUUGCCUUUAGUCAUGGACAGGAUAACCGCUCUACCUACAGGAGUUCUUCAGAUCUAUGGCGUCGAACAGAAGGAUGCUGGGAAUUACCGAUGUGUUGCCACCACGAUAGCCAACAGACGUAAAAGCACUGAGGCAGUGCUGAGUGUUAUUCCAGCCUCAGACUUGAAGCCUUUUCACAAGCCAUCAAUAAUAGCUGGUCCUCAAAACAUUACAGCAUCUCUUCAUCAAACUGUCAUACUGGAGUGUGUAGCCACAGGGAAUCCAAAGCCAAUCAUCUCAUGGAGCCGGUUAGACCAUAAGUCCAUUGAUGUCUUCAACACCCGUGUCCUUGGAAAUGGGAACCUCAUGAUCUCUGACGUGAAGGUGCAGCAUUCAGGGGUGUAUGUCUGUCGAGCCACUAUUCCAGGCACACGAAACUUCACCGUAGCAAUGGCAACUCUCACUGUGCUGGCUCCACCUUCAUUUGUGGAAUGGCCGGAAAGUUUAACAAGGCCUAGAGCUGGUACUGCUCGUUUUGCCUGUCAGGCAGAAGGAAAUCCUGCUCCCAAAAUUUCAUGGUUAAAAAAUGGAAGGAGAAUACACUCCAAUGGUAGAAUAAAAAUGUACAACAGUAAAUUGGUGAUUAACCAGAUCAUUCCUGAAGACGACGCCAUUUAUCAGUGCAUGGCUGAGAAUAGCCAGGGAUCUAUUCUCUCCAGGGCCAGGCUCACUGUCGUUAUGUCAGAAGACAGGCCCAGUGCACCUUACAAUGUCCAUGCCGAAACGAUGUCAAGCUCAGCGAUCCUGCUAGCAUGGGAGAGGCCGCUGUAUAAUUCAGACAAAGUGAUUGCGUACUCCGUGCAUUACAUGAAAGCAGAAGGUUUAAAUAAUGAAGAGUACCAAGUGGUCAUUGGAAAUGACACAACCCAUUACAUUAUUGAUGACUUGGAACCAGCCAGCAACUACACCUUCUAUAUUGUAGCCUAUAUGCCUCUGGGAGCCAGUCAGAUGUCAGAUCAUGUGACUCAGCACACCCUUGAAGACGUUCCCUUGAGAGCUCCUGAAAUUAGUCUGACAAGCAGGAGUCCUACGGAUAUUCUCAUCUCUUGGCUGCCGAUUCCUGCAAAAUACAGGAGAGGUCAGGUGGUCCUGUACCGUCUGUCUUUCCGCCUCAGCACAGAAACCAAAAUCCAAGUCUUGGAGCUUCCAGGGAGUUCAGAUGAGUAUCUCCUCGAAGGCCUGAGGCCUGACAGCGUCUACUUGGUUCGUAUCACUGCUGCAACAAGGAUUGGCUGGGGAGAGGCAUCUUUGUGGACUUCCCACCGGACUCCCAAAGCUACAAGUGUGAAAGCACCGAAGUCUCCUGAGCUGCGCUUGGAGCCGAUGAACUGUACCACCAUUACCGUACAGUGGCAGCAGGACUCUGAGGACACUGCAGCUAUUCAAGGGUACAAGCUGUACUACAAGGAAGAAGGCCAACAGGAGAAUGGACCAAUUCUGUUGGAUGCCAGUGAUCUUGAGUAUACUGUCAGUGGUUUAG